This is a messenger RNA of Aspergillus niger, 453 nucleotides long. RefSeq lists its product as uncharacterized. Lineage: Eukaryota; Fungi; Ascomycota; Eurotiomycetes; Eurotiales; Aspergillaceae. Bases 1 to 453 code for a protein of 150 amino acids. The transcript is spliced from 3 exons. The record is from RefSeq and is a predicted model, not a curated record.
AUGGGUCGUAGGCAGUCGUCGCACGGUUCGUUGGGGAUAAAAAUAGCUGCGAGGAUGGAACAGGGUCCGCGGUCCGCAAAAGGUCCGAUGUCGUUUAGGAAAAGAGCGAUAUUGGGGCACACGGAUGGGAAGAAAAGAGGAGGGAUGGGCAGACAGACGACAGGCGAGGCCGGGCUGAGCCCACCAAAAGCGUACGCAUGCGGGCCCCCGGCCCGUCAGGUACCUCGUCUUAUCGGCACCGGCCACGCUGAGACCCACCACCGCGACGGUACUUGUUUAUUAAUAGCGGGUGGUGUGAACGACCUAAAGCAAGGUCGGGGGAUUAAAACAAAUCUGAAACUGGGGAAGUACCGUCUGGCUACGGUCACGCGACUACUUCCAGCUUCCGGUGAAGACAGCGGCGGUCCCAACCGACCGGGGGUGGUUCGUUACGUUCUCUGCAUUCGUUUCUAA